UCAUUAUAUCAUUGUAACCAGUUGGAAAUUCUGAAUCUAACAGAAUCACGAGCAAUUGCAAGGUAUGUGGCGCGCAAGUACAAGUCCUCUGGUCCUGACCUGCUGAGGGAGGGUGAUUUGCAGGAGUCAGCAGUGGUGGAUCAAUGGAUGGAAGUUGAGGCUCAUCAAUACAACCCAGCCAUGUCUCCUAUUGUUUUCCAGUUGUUUGUUAUCCCCAUGCGUGGAGGGGUCCCUGAUCAGCAAGUCAUCGACAACAGUUUGGUGGAGCUAGAGAAGGUCCUUGACAUAUACGAGGACCGGCUGUCCAAGUCCAAAUACUUGGCAGGAGACUUCUUCAGUCCUGCUGAUCUUAACCAUUUGCCUCUCACUCACUACUUCAUGACCACUCCUUAUAAAUCGCUCUUCAAAUCGUGCCCACAUCUCAAUGGAUGGUGGGAAGACUGGUCGUCAAGACCUGCAGUCAAGAAGGUGACUGAUGCAAUGGAUUAUGCUGUCAUUCCUGGCUGCAAGUCUUAG
This is a messenger RNA of Elaeis guineensis (African oil palm), 516 nucleotides long. Its product is annotated as probable glutathione S-transferase GSTF1. Gene Ontology annotation, molecular function: glutathione binding; glutathione transferase activity. Gene Ontology annotation, biological process: glutathione metabolic process. The record is from RefSeq and is a predicted model, not a curated record. Gene Ontology annotation, cellular component: cytoplasm. Lineage: Eukaryota; Viridiplantae; Streptophyta; Magnoliopsida; Arecales; Arecaceae.